Molecule: messenger RNA, 2115 nt
Organism: Zonotrichia leucophrys gambelii
Lineage: Eukaryota; Metazoa; Chordata; Aves; Passeriformes; Passerellidae
Gene: BOK
Product: BCL2 family apoptosis regulator BOK
Exons: 5
Coding region: 501-1142 (213 amino acids)
Biological process (GO): intrinsic apoptotic signaling pathway in response to DNA damage; regulation of apoptotic process; extrinsic apoptotic signaling pathway in absence of ligand
Cellular component (GO): mitochondrial outer membrane
Molecular function (GO): protein heterodimerization activity; protein homodimerization activity
Source: RefSeq, a predicted model, not a curated record
AGCCUCGCCCCGAGCCUGGAGCCCAGCGCAGAACAGCAGCGAGCCUCCUUAAGAGACACGAGAGGGGAGGAGAGAGCUCUCCCUCUGGUACAGCAACCCCACCUCCCGCUUAUUUCAUCUUCCUUACAAGGCUAAAGCCAGAAGCUUUCCUCGGCGCCUGGCUCCCUUAAAAGCAGGAGAACAAGCCCAAGGAUCCCGGUAGAGCCCAGCCGGGAUGUGCUGCUGACAGAGCCCCGUGGAAAGCACAGCAGAGGAGGGUGACAGUCACCUGGGAAUCCCAAACCAGGUGUCCAGUGAUGCAGAUCUUCUAAAGAAACACCAAAGCAAACCCAAAAAGAAAUCACUGAGGGGGAAAAAAGUGCAACAUGAGAGCUAAAACGAAAAAGUGGGCUGUGGAGAAGAGCUGCUGGGAUCUCUGACAGACCUUGAGGACAUCUCCUGGUGGACAAAUUCUGCUGUGGCUCAGCCUUGCAUGCAGAGCUGGGGUUCAGCAGACCAGCAUGGAGGUGCUGCGUCGCUCCUCGGUCUUUGCUGCAGAGGUGAUGGAGGUUUUUGACAGGUCUCCCACUGACAAGGAGCUUGUGUCCCAAGCCAAGGCUCUGUGCAGAGACUACAUCAACUCCAGGCUGAUCCAGGCAGGUGUGAGCUGGAGCAAACCCGAGCACAACACGCCGGUGCCCGGGGGGAAGUUGGCCGAGGUCUCCACCAUACUGCUGCGGCUUGGGGAUGAGCUGGAGUACAUCCGUCCCAACGUGUACCGGAACGUGGCGCGGCAGCUGAACAUCUCGCUGCACUCCGAGUCCGUGGUGUCCGACGCCUUCCUGGCCGUGGCCACGCAGAUCUUCACUGCAGGCAUCACGUGGGGCAAGGUGGUGUCGCUGUAUGCCGUGGCAGCGGGGCUGGCCGUGGACUGCGUGCGGCACGCGCAGCCAGCCAUGGUUCACACCAUCGUGGACUGCCUGGGCGAGUUCGUGCGCAAGACCCUGGUGACGUGGCUGAAGAGGAGAGGAGGCUGGGCAGACAUCACAAAGUGUGUGGUGAACACUGACCCCAGCCUUCGCUCCCACUGGCUCGUGGCUGCUCUUUGCAGUUUUGGGCACUUCCUCAAGGCCAUCUUCUUCGUCCUGCUGCCUGAGAGAUGAGUCUGAGAUUCCAAGCACAGCCCCCUUGCCCCAUCUUCUCUCCCACUCCAGAAGCAGCGAGAAGUAACUGGAGAAGUAAUUCCAGACUGGUAAUGGCAAUCUCUGAAGAGGAGGAAGAGAAGAACUGGGACAAUAAAAAAAGCCUUGUUCUCCUCUCCCAUCAAGUGGGAGCAGAUGAUCAACCACAGUCUCCUAUUUGCAGCCACAGGAGCCUCUCUCACCAUUAAUCCUUCCAAGACUCGUUUCCCUGGGUGUCCUGCAUGUGUGGCCCAGGUGUGGCUGGGGCUGUCAGGUGUCAGCUCCUCGUGGCUGUGCUGCAUGCUUCUGCCAGCCCCAGGCAGAGGGCAGGAGCAAGGGAAUGUUGUUUCAAACGGGAUAAGGAAAUAGGAGAGGGAGAGAGUUCCUCCUUCACUCCACAUGAUUUCCCUUUCAGCCCUCAGACUUGCCUUGUGUUGGUGUUGUUUCGUUUGUGCUUCAACUCCAUCUCCUCCUUUAUCCCUGAUUCACUCGGUGGGCUCUGCCCAGCACUGCAUGGUGGGUUUUUAAUGAGAUAAAACCAAGCAAUCUGUCAGCAGAUGCUUUUCCCUGCCAUGUUUUGGAGGUUGGUGUGAGGGGCAGGAUGACAGAGCAAUGUGUGUCUUGCUGACCCCUCUUACUGCACUCACCCCAGUCAAACAGCAGAGCAAGGGGCAAUGCCUUCAAACAGCAGCUCAGGAUGGAAUCAUGAAUAAAAAUGAUUCAUCAUGAAGAAAAAUGCAUUCUCCACUGAGAUUCUGUCAGAGCUAAGCAUGGAAGUAGGAAAGGCUGGGGGAUGUGGGCAGAAAUAGGGAAGCAGCAAGUGGUCUGGCUGGCAUUGUGAAAGCGGUGAGCUGUGCUGAAAGUAGCUGAUGUAUGUUUCUCCUUUAAUCUCUUUCAAGUACAACUCAGUAGUCUUCUUUGUGGCAAACAAUAAAAGAAAAUAAGUGGUAUUUCA